This is a messenger RNA of Fopius arisanus, 2445 nucleotides long. Its product is annotated as protein VAC14 homolog. The record is from RefSeq and is a predicted model, not a curated record. The coding region runs from base 22 to 2262 and encodes 746 amino acids. The transcript is spliced from 3 exons. Lineage: Eukaryota; Metazoa; Arthropoda; Insecta; Hymenoptera; Braconidae. Gene Ontology annotation, cellular component: PAS complex; endosome membrane. Gene Ontology annotation, biological process: phosphatidylinositol biosynthetic process.
UAAACAAUUGGGGUAACAAUCAUGAUAUCCGAGAGAGAUUAUGCACCACUUAGUGCAGCUUGUGUGAGAUCUCUGAAUGAUAAGAUGUAUGAAAAAAGAAAACCAGCUGCUGUGGAGAUUGAAAAAAUGGUAAAAGAAUUUUCAGCCAGGAACAACAUCCCCCAGAUUAAAAGGCUCUUAAAGGUCUUGGGUCAGGACUUCGCAACAUCUCACAAUUCCCACACGAGAAAGGGUGGACUGAUAGGAUUGGCCGCGAUAGCCGUCGGCCUGGGAAAGGACACAGGACAAUACACAGAGGAAUUAAUCCAUCCUAUCCUGGCAUGCUUCUCCGAUCCCGAUGUCCAUGUCCGAUAUUACGCCUGCGAGAGCCUUUACAAUGUCGUUAAAAUAGCGAGAGGGGCUGUUCUGCCCCUAUUCACUGAUAUAUUCGGAGCCCUCAGUAAACUCGCCUGCGAUCCAGAGCAAAGCGUCAAAAAUGCCACCGAAUUGCUGGACAGAUUGAUGAAGGAUAUCGUGACGGAAAGCGGUAUGUUCGACCUAGUGGGUUUCAUGCCACUCCUGCGAGAGCAGAUCUACACAAAAAAUCCAUUCGGCCGCCAAUUCGUGAUAUCCUGGGUAUCAGUCCUGGACGCAGUUCCAGACAUGGAUUUCGUGGUGAUCCUCCCGGAGAUUCUAGACGGUCUAUACAAAAUCCUGGAGGAUCCAACACCCGAGAUAAAACGAAUAACCGAUACAGUCCUCGGUGAAUUCUUGCGCAGCAUAAAAGCGAAUCCAUCCCGAGUUGAUUUUCCAGGUAUGAUAAACAUUCUGAUAACUCACGCCCAGAGUACAGACGAUUUGCUCCAGCUGACGGCUAUUACGUGGAUAAAAGAGUUUGUUAAUCUCUCUGGACCUACGAUGCUGCCCUACACAUCUGGAAUUCUCACAGCAAUUCUUCCCUGUCUGGCGUACGAUGGUGACAACAGGAAGAACAUAAAAGACACGGCGACGCAGGUGAAUUCGUCACUGAUGAAACUCAUCACGAGUAAAGAGACAAUUCCAUUGAAAGCUAACAGUAUUCCUGAAGAGAAGGUGUCGAGAGUUAUCGGUAAGCUUGAACAAACUGAGAAAAAUCAGAAAGAUCAGAAAGAUCAGAUUGAUCAGGACCGAGUGAUUCUAGCAGAGACUCUGGAUCUCGUAUCAGUGGUUGAAGUUCUAACAAAACACUUGAUGCACACAUCCGUUCAGACUAAAGUCGCCGUUUUAAAAUGGAUUCACCUACUCUUUCUAAACAUUCCCCACAAAAUGUACAAUCACAUCGAGGAAUUGUUCACAGUAUUGAUGAGAAUUCUGGGUGAUACAUCGGAUGAUGUUGUCCAGCAGACGCUCGUUGUCCUCGCUGAGAUAAUCGGAUCAAAUUCAGAUUACACAGGGAGUGAUCACGAUAAAGAGUUCAAGAAGGAAUCCCCAUCUUCCAGUGUGGAUUAUAUAUCGGGUCCAGUGGGUAAUAAAUAUUUUACCAAAUUCAUUGUUAAUCUUUUGAGAUUAUUCUCGCAAAAUCGCCACUUGCUGGAGGAACGUGGAGCAUUUAUAAUCCGAGAACUAUGUGUUUUGUUGAGUGCUGAGAAGAUUUACAAGGCUUUAGCUGAGAUUUUAUUGGAGGAGCAGAAUUUACGGUUCGCUUGCAUCAUGAUUCAGUCGUUGAAUGUGAUAUUGCUGACGAGUUCAGAGUUAUUUGAUCUACGGAACAAGUUGAAGAACUUGAAAUCAGAGGACAGCAGAAAUUUAUUCGUCUGUCUGUACGAGUCGUGGUGUCACAAUCCAGUGGCAACUGUUGCACUCUGUUUACUCGGUCAGAAUUACUCACACGCCUGUGAUCUCGUACGUUCAUUCGCCAAUAUCGAAGUGACUGUUGAAUUUCUAACAGAAAUCGAUAAACUCGUGCAGCUCAUCGAGUCACCGAUCUUCACGUAUCUGAGAUUAGAAUUGCUGGAGAGGGAGAGGAAUGAGGAUCUUGUCCGCACACUUUACGGAUUACUCAUGAUUCUACCUCAGAGCGAUGCAUUUGGUACAUUGCAUAGGCGAUUGGCAGCCAUUCCACCGGCUAGCAUUAAUUCUGGUGUUAAUGAUGAUGAGAGACAGCGGAUUAUUGGGGGAGACAGUAAAAUAGACUUUGGACGGCUUCUUCGGCAUUUUGAAAGUGUCCAGGAGAAACACAAAGAGCAGAAGCAUCGACACAGGUUAAAUUUAUUAGUUGAGAGAGAUGUGUCUGAAGGAACGUGAGAUUUAAUUGGUGAAUUUGUGAUUUAACGAGUUAAGUGGACCCUGAGAUACUCAAGAUUUUGGAAAACUGAGAUGUGAUUGAUCAAGUGAUCUCGAGGAGAGAAUAAAGUAAUGCACACAAUUACCAAAAUAUCUUUAAUACAUUGAACCAAAUAAUCCAAUAAAUUCAUUUACAUGUUUUAA